CUGCGUCUGUCUCUCGUCCGGCACGUCGCGUCGCGUGCCUGCGCUCCCUCGUUCCCUAGUUCCCUGGCGGAGGAGAGGAGCGAAGGAUGCGUCUUGGAGGAUGAGUUCCGGCGGGGAGCAGCACGACGCACGCUGCCGGAAGGCGCUGGCCCUGAUCGUUGACCUUUGCCUGGACGAGAGCCCCCCCCUGGACGUGGGCACCUGCCAGGAGUUCCUCCUGCUGCUGACCAACAGGAGCUCCGACCUCAGAGACGCAGAUCUCUCUUUCAGCCUCCUCUUGGUCGUGUUUCUCGGGUGUGGCCUGGCCCUGCUGGGGGUCAUCCUAUUCGCGUCCUGGAAGCUGUGCUGGGUGCCCUGGCGCGACAAGCCCCCGCCGUCCUCCAGCAGCGCCGCCGCCCUCAGCCCGGACGCCUCCCCUAGAGGCGGAGUCUGCCUCUGCCCCGCCCACUCCGACGCCAUGGCGACGGAGAAGCUCAAGGACGCCGCCGGCCACGUCAGCAUCCUGGAGGCGGCGGUGAAGAUCAGCCACACGUCGCCGGACAUCCCCGCCGACGUCCAGCUGUCCAUGAAGGACCACUUCCUGCGGCGCACGCGCAUCUCCCGCCAGACGACCGAGCCGGCCUCCUCGAACAGACACAGCUCCUUCAAGCGGCACCUGCCGAGGCAGAUGCACCACGUCACCAGCCUGGACCGCGGCACCGAGCUCCUGGACGCGGACGAGCGGCCCACCAGCAUCGGCGGCAUCAAGCCCGAGCUCUACAAGCAGAAGUCGCUGGACGCCGACGAGCCGGCCAAGAACGGCGGCCGGGCGUGCGGGCGCAUCCACUUCUCCCUCAAGUACGACUACGAGAGCGAGGCCCUGGCCGUCAACGUCCUCAGGGCCCUGGACCUGCCCGCCAAGGACUUCUGCGGGAGCUCCGACCCCUACGUGAAGAUCUACCUGCUCCCCGACCGCAAGCAGAAGUUCCAGACCAGGGUGCACCGCAAGACCCUCAACCCCACGUUCGACGAGGCCUUCCAGUUCCCCGUGCCCUACGAGGAGCUGGGCGGCCGGAAGCUGCACAUGAGCGUCUUCGACUUCGACCGGUUCUCCCGCCACGACAUGAUCGGGGAGGUGAUACUGGACAACCUCUUCGAGACGUCGGACCUCACCCGGGAGACCUUCAUCUGGAAGGACAUUCAGUACGCCACCAGUGAGAGCGUGGAUUUGGGGGAGAUCAUGUUCUCACUGUGCUACCUGCCCACGGCUGGACGGCUCACGCUCACCGUCAUCAAGUGCAGGAACCUGAAGGCCAUGGACAUCACCGGAUACUCAGAUCCCUACGUGAAAGUGUCCCUCAUAUGUGAUGGGAGGCGGUUGAAAAAAAAGAAGACGACCAUCAAGAAGAACACGCUGAACCCCACGUACAACGAGGCCAUAAUCUUCGACAUCCCGCCAGAGAACAUGGACCAAGUCUGCCUGCACAUCUCCGUCAUGGACUACGACCUGGUGGGCCACAACGAGAUCAUCGGGGUGAAUCGUGUCGGGAGCAACGCGGAAGGCCUGGGCAGAGACCACUGGAAUGAGAUGCUGGCCUACCCCCGCAAACCGAUCGCUCACUGGCACCCUCUGCUGGAGGUCAAAAAGUCUGAAAAGGAGUGGAAGGCCCGCACUGCUAGCUUCGAUAGCCAGGGCUCCUGUCCCUCGCCCAGACCUCCGUCCAGCCCGUGAGGGAGGGGUCAGCACCUGAGGACAGCCCGCCUCCACCCACCUGCCUCACCUCCUGCUGCGUCAGCACAUUUUCUACUGACCGCCGUCUGUCUGCCUGUCUGCCUGUCUGCCUGUCUGCCUGCCUGUCUGUCUGUCUGUCUGUCUGCGGCACACCCUCCAUACACGCACAGCCCCGUUCUGUCUAAAAGAGCCGCCUUAAUGCCUUGGUGGGACGUCCAGUUUCGGGAAAAAGGAAAAACAGACCUUCUGCAUUCCUGGGAAGCUUACAACUGAGCCAAGCCAAAUUGGAUUACAGUACACUUUGUCUGGAAAUCUUUCUUUUUUUAAAUGAUUGAGAACUCUUUUUGCCAGAGUAAAGAAGUCUUUUUUUAUUUUUAUUCCCGUUGUGAAAGUAGUGGUAACUAACAUUGAGAGAAAUGAACGAAAGACAAUUAAAAAAAUUACUGCUCAAUCUUUCCAAGGGUUGAAGGGUGCUAAGUAAAGCACUACCUUCAAUAACACAGUAUGUAUUACUAAUAUUUAAAUGUAAUAUUUGCGUAAUACAAUACAUUAAUGAACUGCCCCAAAACAACAAUUAAAAUUGAAAACUUAAAUUAAAAACUCAUUUUACAAUUUCUAGGUCAAGUUGUCCUAUUAAACGCAGAACAUCGCACCAAAAAACUCUGUUUCGCUGAGCAGCUUGCUGGCACAUAUUUGCAUACACAGCCGAACCCAUACAGCCACAGUCCGUAGCCAUGCCGACGCCAGCCACAGCAAGCCAUUGUCCCACAGGGGAGGCGCGUAAUUGGGCAUUGCCUCGCCCCCGUGGGGGAGCGAGGGUUAAC
Anguilla anguilla (European eel) is the source of this 2535-nucleotide messenger RNA. RefSeq names its product synaptotagmin-6-like. Gene Ontology annotation, cellular component: membrane. Gene Ontology annotation, molecular function: calcium ion binding; phosphatidylserine binding; clathrin binding. The record is from RefSeq and is a predicted model, not a curated record. Gene Ontology annotation, biological process: regulation of calcium ion-dependent exocytosis; calcium-ion regulated exocytosis; regulation of dopamine secretion. The coding region runs from base 101 to 1711 and encodes 536 amino acids. Lineage: Eukaryota; Metazoa; Chordata; Actinopteri; Anguilliformes; Anguillidae. The transcript is spliced from 7 exons.